AGGAGCAGCAGCGUUUGAACAUCUCUCUUUUUUUUUGCCUUCCUCCUUCUCUUACUCUUGUAGUUGGUGGAUUUUAAAAAGACAUUUAGCCCUCAGAGGUUUGUCCUGGAUGCUUUUGCUUUUUUCCUUUAUUCCCCCCCCUCUCUCUCGUUUCCCCCCUUCCUGUUCUUUUUUAUGGUUUAACAGCCAGAGGUGCUGUGCUAAAUUCUUGGAAGGGGCCCGGAUGUACUGAGGAUGCAUUGCAAUUUCACUAAAGGAGGCAGUAGUGGAAAGGAUCAGUUUUUGGUGUUUGAUGCAAUAAUGGGAAUCAGGUAAUAAUAAAAGGGGAAAUUCUACAGCUCCAUUCUUCCUUGAAUUUUACCAAGCCGAUUUUCGGAGGGAUUAAUCUGGACUCGUUUUAAAUGGUCAAUGAAAACAAGAGGAUGUACAUUCCAGAAGAAAACCAUCAAGGUUCCAACUAUGGGAGUCCCCGUCCAGCUCAUGCCAACAUGAACGCCAAUGCAGCUGCAGGGCUUGCCCCAGAGCACAUCCCUACUCCGGGGGCAGCUCUGUCCUGGCAAGCUGCCAUCGAUGCUGCCAGGCAAGCCAAGCUGAUGGGGAGCGCUGGCAACGCAACGAUAUCCACGGCCAGCUCCACGCAGAGGAAACGACAGCAGUAUGGGAAGCAGAAAAAACAGGGUACCACCACAGCUACACGGCCUCCCCGGGCACUGCUGUGUCUAACACUGAAAAAUCCCAUCCGGAGGGCCUGUAUCAGCAUCGUCGAAUGGAAACCAUUUGAAAUAAUUAUUUUACUGACUAUUUUUGCCAAUUGUGUGGCCUUAGCUAUCUAUAUCCCCUUUCCAGAAGAUGAUUCCAAUGCCACCAAUUCCAAUCUGGAACGAGUGGAAUAUCUCUUUCUCAUAAUUUUUACAGUGGAAGCAUUUUUAAAAGUAAUAGCAUACGGACUUCUCUUUCACCCCAACGCUUACCUCCGCAAUGGCUGGAAUUUACUAGAUUUUAUAAUUGUGGUAGUAGGGCUUUUUAGUGCAAUUUUAGAACAAGCAACCAAAGCAGAUGGGGGGAAUUCAAUAGGAGGAAAAGGUGCCGGAUUCGAUGUUAAAGCACUGCGGGCUUUCCGAGUAUUACGUCCAUUACGGCUGGUGUCUGGAGUUCCUAGUCUCCAGGUGGUUUUAAAUUCCAUUAUCAAGGCCAUGGUCCCUUUGUUGCAUAUUGCCCUGCUGGUGCUGUUUGUCAUUAUUAUCUAUGCCAUCAUUGGACUGGAGUUAUUCAUGGGGAAGAUGCAUAAGACCUGCUACCAUGUGCAAGGGGGACUGAUAGAUACACCUGCAGAAGACGACCCGUCUCCCUGUGCCCCCCAGUCUGCGCACGGGCGGCAGUGCCAGAACGGCACGGAGUGCAAGGCAGGCUGGGAGGGACCUAAACAUGGCAUCACGAACUUUGACAAUUUUGCUUUUGCCAUGCUGACAGUGUUUCAGUGCAUCACGAUGGAGGGCUGGACAGAUGUGCUCUACUGGAUGCAGGACGCUAUGGGCUAUGAGUUACCAUGGGUGUAUUUUGUCAGUCUGGUCAUCUUUGGAUCCUUUUUCGUUCUAAAUCUGGUUCUUGGUGUGUUGAGCGGGGAGUUUUCCAAAGAAAGAGAGAAGGCUAAGGCUCGAGGCGAUUUCCAGAAGUUACGGGAAAAACAACAGCUAGAGGAGGAUUUGAAGGGAUACUUGGACUGGAUAACUCAAGCAGAAGAUAUUGAUCCAGAAAAUGAAGAUGAAGGCAUGGAUGAGGAGAAACCUCGAAACAUGAGCAUGCCCACCAGUGAGACCGAGUCCGUGAACACAGACAACGUCCCUGGAGCGGAUAUGGAAGGCGAAAACUGCGGCGCUAGGCUGGCGCAUCGGAUCUCAAAAUCAAAAUUUAGCCGCUACUGGCGCCGAUGGAAUCGAUUCUGCAGAAGAAAGUGCCGUGCCGCUGUCAAGUCCAAUGUUUUCUAUUGGUUGGUGAUCUUCCUUGUGUUCCUCAACACCCUCACCAUUGCCUCUGAACACUACAACCAGCCAGACUGGCUCACGGAGGUCCAAGACACUGCCAACAAGGUGCUGCUAGCUCUUUUCACGGCAGAGAUGCUGCUGAAGAUGUACAGCCUUGGUCUCCAGGCCUAUUUUGUGUCCCUCUUCAACCGCUUUGACUGUUUCAUUGUGUGCGGAGGAAUCCUGGAAACGAUCCUGGUUGAGACAAAGAUCAUGUCACCACUGGGCAUUUCGGUUUUGAGAUGUGUUCGACUCCUAAGAAUAUUUAAAAUCACAAGAUAUUGGAACUCCCUGAGUAAUCUCGUGGCUUCACUCCUGAACUCAGUUCGCUCCAUUGCCUCCCUGUUGCUGCUUCUCUUCCUCUUCAUUAUCAUCUUCUCGCUCCUGGGGAUGCAGCUCUUUGGGGGCAAGUUUAACUUUGAUGAGAUGCAGACCAGGAGGAGUACAUUUGACAACUUCCCUCAGUCCCUCCUCACAGUGUUUCAGAUCCUGACUGGGGAGGACUGGAAUUCGGUGAUGUAUGAUGGGAUCAUGGCUUAUGGCGGCCCCUCUUUUCCAGGAAUGUUGGUCUGUAUUUACUUCAUCAUCCUCUUCAUCUGUGGAAACUAUAUCCUGCUGAAUGUAUUUUUGGCCAUUGCUGUGGACAACCUUGCUGAUGCUGAGAGUUUAACAUCUGCACAGAAAGAGGAGGAAGAGGAAAAAGAAAGGAAAAAGCUAGCAAGAACUGCAAGUCCUGAAAAGAAACAGGAGAUGGAAAAAACAGCUGUGGAGGAAGAGACGAAGGAGGAGAAAAUUGAGCUGAAAUCGAUCACCGCUGAUGGAGAAUCCCCACCUGCUACCAAGAUCAAUGUGGAUGAUUAUCAGCCCAAUGAAAAUGAAGAAAAGAGCCCAUAUCCCACAACGGAAGCACCAGCAGAGGAAGAUGAGGAAGAACCUGAGAUGCCUGUCGGCCCUCGGCCUCGCCCAAUGUCUGAGCUGCACCUCAAGGAAAAGGCUGUUCCCAUGCCUGAUGCCAGUGCUUUUUUCAUCUUCAGUCCUAAUAACAGGUUUCGUGUCCACUGCCAUCGAAUCGUUAACGAUAACAUUUUCACCAACCUGAUCCUAUUUUUCAUCUUGCUCAGCAGCAUCUCCCUGGCAGCUGAGGACCCCGUCCGACACCUCUCCUUUAGGAACCAAAUUCUCUAUUAUUUUGAUAUAGUUUUUACUGUCAUUUUCACCAUUGAAAUUGCUCUAAAGAUCCUAGGCAAUGCAGACUAUGUCUUCACUAGUAUCUUUACAUUAGAAAUUAUUCUUAAGAUGACUGCCUACGGGGCUUUCCUCCAUAAGGGCUCCUUCUGCAGAAACUAUUUCAACAUCUUAGACCUGCUGGUGGUCAGCGUUUCUCUCAUCUCCUUUGGGAUCCAGUCCAGUGCCAUUAAUGUGGUGAAGAUCCUGCGUGUUCUGCGAGUCCUUAGACCACUGAGGGCCAUCAACAGAGCCAAAGGACUUAAGCACGUGGUCCAGUGUGUGUUUGUCGCCAUCCGAACCAUUGGAAACAUUGUGAUUGUCACCACUUUGCUGCAGUUCAUGUUUGCCUGCAUUGGAGUUCAGUUGUUCAAGGGCAAGCUGUACAGCUGCACUGAUAGCUCCAAGCAGACAGAAGCAGAAUGCAGAGGGUACUACAUCACCUACAAGGAUGGGGAGGUCAGCCAGCCCAUGAUACAGCCCCGGAGCUGGGAGAACAGCAAGUUUGACUUUGACAACGUCUUGACUGCCAUGAUGGCCCUCUUCACUGUCUCAACCUUUGAGGGCUGGCCAGAGUUGCUGUAUAGGUCCAUUGAUUCCCACAUGGAAGAUGUGGGACCCAUCUAUAAUCACAGGGUUGAGAUCUCCAUCUUCUUUAUUAUCUACAUCAUCAUCAUUGCUUUCUUCAUGAUGAACAUCUUCGUUGGUUUCGUCAUCGUCACAUUUCAGGAACAAGGAGAACAAGAGUACAAGAACUGUGAGCUGGACAAAAACCAGCGCCAGUGUGUAGAAUAUGCCCUGAAGGCCCGGCCCCUGCGGAGAUACAUCCCUAAAAACCAGUACCAGUACAAAGUUUGGUAUGUGGUCAACUCCACCUAUUUUGAAUACCUGAUGUUCGUUCUGAUCCUGCUGAACACCAUCUGCCUGGCCAUGCAACACUACGGUCAGAGCUGCAUGUUCAAGGAAGCCAUGAACAUCCUCAACAUGCUCUUCACUGGCCUCUUCACCGUUGAGAUGGUCCUGAAAUUAAUCGCCUUCAAACCCAAGGGUUACUUUAGUGAUCCUUGGAAUGUUUUUGACUUCCUCAUCGUAAUUGGCAGCAUUAUAGACGUCAUUCUCAGUGAAACUAAUCACUAUUUCUGUGAUGCAUGGAAUACAUUUGACGCCUUGAUUGUUGUGGGUAGCAUUGUUGAUAUAGCAAUCACCGAGGUGAACCCAGCUGAACAUACCCAAUGCUCUUCCUCUAUGAACGCAGAGGAAAACUCUCGCAUCUCAAUCACCUUCUUCCGACUCUUCCGCGUGAUGCGUCUCGUGAAGCUCCUGAGCCGAGGGGAGGGCAUCCGGACUCUGCUUUGGACCUUCAUCAAAUCCUUCCAGGCUCUCCCCUACGUGGCUCUGUUAAUAGUGAUGUUGUUCUUCAUCUACGCUGUGAUUGGGAUGCAGGUGUUUGGUAAAAUUGCGCUGAACGAUACCACGGAAAUCAACCGCAACAACAACUUCCAGACCUUCCCCCAGGCAGUGCUGCUGCUUUUCAGGUGUGCCACUGGUGAGGCCUGGCAGGAAAUCAUGCUGGCAUGUCUCCCAGACAAGAAGUGCGACCCGGAGUCAGAGCCGGCCAACUCCACCGAAGCUGAUCACUCCUGUGGCAGCAGCUUCGCCGUCUUCUAUUUCAUCAGCUUCUACAUGCUCUGUGCCUUCCUGAUCAUCAAUCUUUUUGUAGCUGUUAUAAUGGAUAACUUUGAUUACCUGACACGGGACUGGUCCAUUUUAGGACCACACCACCUGGAUGAGUUUAAAAGGAUCUGGGCAGAGUAUGACCCUGAAGCUAAGGGACGGAUCAAACACCUGGAUGUGGUGACGCUGCUCCGGCGGAUUCAGCCCCCCCUGGGCUUUGGGAAGCUCUGCCCUCACCGGGUGGCUUGCAAACGCCUUGUCUCCAUGAAUAUGCCACUGAACAGUGAUGGGACUGUCAUGUUCAAUGCCACUCUCUUUGCUUUGGUCAGAACAGCACUGAGGAUCAAGACAGAAGGUAACCUGGAGCAAGCCAACGAAGAGCUGAGAGCAAUAAUUAAGAAAAUCUGGAAGCGCACCAGCAUGAAGCUGCUGGACCAGGUGGUGCCUCCUGCAGGUGAUGACGAGGUGACCGUCGGGAAGUUCUACGCCACUUUCCUGAUUCAGGAGUAUUUCCGGAAGUUCAAGAAACGUAAAGAGCAGGGGCUGGUGGGAAAGCCCUCCCAGCGCAACGCGCUCUCCUUACAGGCUGGUCUGCGCACACUCCACGACAUUGGCCCAGAGAUCCGACGAGCAAUUUCUGGAGACCUGACAGCUGAGGAAGAGUUAGAUAAGGCCAUGAAAGAAGCUGUCUCUGCUGCCUCUGAAGAUGAUAUCUUCCGGAGAGCUGGAGGCUUGUUUGGAAACCAUGUCAGCUAUUACCAAAGUGAUGGCAGGAGUGCAUUCCCCCAGACAUUUACCACCCAGCGACCUCUGCACAUCAAUAAGUCUGGCAACAACCACGGAGAUACCGAGUCUCCAUCUCAUGAGAAGCUGGUGGACUCCACCUUCACUCCCAGCAGCUACUCAUCUUCAGGCUCCAAUGCCAACAUCAACAAUGCCAACAACACUGCCCUGUGCCGCUUCCCCAGCCCACCCACCUACCCCAGCACUGUCAGCACAGUGGAAGGCCAUGGGACCCCCUUGUCACCCACGAUAUGUGUGCAGGAGGCUCCUUGGAAACUACCAUCCAAAAGCUCCAGUUCCAGAGACAGCCAGCUGGCAAUUGUUUGCCAAGAGGAAGUGUCUCAGGAUGAGACUUAUGAUGAAAAUUUGAAUGAAGACAUUGAGUACUGUAGUGAACCAAGUCUGCUCUCUACCGAAAUGCUUGCAUACCAAGAUGAUGAAAACAGACAACUCACUCCACCAGAAAACAGCAAAGGAGAGGACACCCGGCACUCUCCGAAGAAAGGGUUUCUGUGCUCCUCAGCACUAGGUCGAAGGGCAUCUUUUCACUUAGAGUGUUUGAAAAGACAGAAGAACCAGGGCGUGGAUGUCUCGCAGAAGACAGUUCUGCCUUUGCAUCUGGUACAUCAUCAGGCGUUAGCAGUGGCCGGCCUGAGUCCCCUGCUCCAGCGAAGCCAUUCCCCCACCAUGUUCUCCCGGCUGUGUGCUACGCCCCCCGCCACCCCCUGCAACCGUGGCUGGCAGCAACAGACCAUCCCGACCCUGCGCCUCGACGGGGCGGAGUCCACUGAGAAGCUCAACAGCAGCUUCCCGUCGGUGCACUGCGGCUCCCGGUUCCCCGACAGCACCGGCUGCAGCAGCCCCAGGAGAGCCAGGCCAGUGUCCCUCACCGUCCCCAGCCCGACCGCCGGGAGCAGCAGGCAGUUCCACGGCAGCGCCAGCAGCCUGGUGGAAGCGGUCUUGAUUUCGGAAGGACUGAUGCAGUUUGCUCAAGAUCCAAAGUUCAUUGAGGUCACAACCCAGGAGCUCGCAGACGCCUGCGACAUGACGAUAGAAGAGAUGGAAAAUGCAGCAGACAACAUUCUCAAUGGUAACAGCAAGCAGAGCCCCAAUGGCAACCUCUUGCCUUUUGCUAACUGCAGGGACCCAGGGCAGGACAGUGCAGGAGAGGAAGAGGAAGAGGUGCAGAACCCGGAUUGUAGAAUAAGUCAGGAGGAGCUCAAGGACAGCAGGAUUUAUAUCAGCAGCCUGUAGUUGCCAGGGCUGGAAGCGAUGCUGGUUUUUUAUUUGUUUCAAUGUUCCUAAUGGGUUUGUUUCAGAAGUGCCUCACUGUUCUCGUGACCUGGAGUAACCGGAACAGCGUUCUUCAUUCAUUUCUGUUGGGACGAGUCGCAGAGUUGGGUGGUGUAAGAAAGCUUUUCAGGAGCGGAUAUAACCCCAGCACGUGUCCAUGAAGGAAGAGUGAGGAGGAGGAGGAAGAGGAGGAGAGCAAGCUCCCUCUUUUUUUCAGUCCCUGCACAAGGAACGACAACUGCCUCCGGAGCACGAAGGGGAACCUCAGCUUCCUGUGGAUGGCCCUAGCCAAAAGGACCCUGCGCCAAACGGGUGUCUUUCGACUUUGCUUGUAAAAAUCAUUUUGCACAUAUUCUGUAUGAGCCUCACCGUCUCCAUAAAGCCAAGGCCCUUUGAUUCGGAAGGAGAGGAAGACUUCUGCUGUGGAUUCCCAUGCCGCGAGGGGGAGGAGGAAGCAGGAGAAGCGCAGGGGUGCCCGAGGGGCAGGCGGCAGAGCUGCCCAGCCCCGCCGAGACUCCCAGGCAGUGGUCCCUGCCAACCAAUCCGAGCGCAGGCGGCCACUCCUGCCGACCAAUCAGAGCUCGGGCAGUCACCUGCCAGCUAAUCCGAGCUCAGGCAGCCUCCUGCUGGCCAAUCAGAGCUCAGACAGCCAGCCAUGCCAGCCAAUGGGAGCGCCGCCUCUGCAGCGGGGCGGAGCUGACCUGCCCCACCCAUGCUGAGGUGGUGGUGGUGGGCUCGUGUAGAUCCCUUCUUGUUUUGCGGUUUGAUAUUUCCUUGAAAGCAUGUUGCAGUUUUUAUUUUGACCUUUUUUUCUUUUUUUUUUUUUUUUUUUUUUUUUUUUUGAGGGAGAAGGGAGUGUUUACAGCGUUUUGUAAUCACCUACCUUUUUUGGUUUGGUUUAUUUUCACCUUUGCAAAUGUUAAAUUGGUUUGAUCAUGUUGUAUUAUUUAAACUGGGGUGGGGGGUCUCCAUUGAAAUUUGGUAGAAGUAUAACGAUAAUAGACGAGUUUUACCAACCAUUAUGUACACCAAGAAUUUGUAAUUUUAUUUACUAGUAACUGAAACCUUUUUUUUGUUGUUGUUUUAUAAUUUAAAGAUAGUAGGCAAUGCACUUGAUAUAGUCUUGCACAUUUGAGUGAUUGAUUUGGGUUCUUUUUAGUGCUAAGUAUAUCUGUGAGUGUGGGAGCAAUACGGGGCGAGUGUGCGUGUGCGCGUGCGCGUGUGUGUAAGUGCAUGCAGCUCUCCACAUCCUGGUUUGAGCUGCAGGAGAUCUGUAUCUGGGGCCAUUUGAAUGCAAAAACAAACCACUGUCUCUGCUUUUGAAAAAGGGAAUCAGUAACUUUGCAUUUUCUGUUCCACAAGAUAUGCAAAAACAAUGCAAUAAUAUUAAUUUUAAAAAUAAAAUUGUAAGUUGUGUUGGCAUUAAAACUGUAUAGAAAAAAAAUUGCGGGGGUGGGGGGAACUAAAAAAAAAAAAAAAAAAACCCAGAAGGCGUUCCGCUUCAAUAUAUUCCGUGUGAUGUUUUAUUGCAUUGAUAAUGUUUCUGUUGAAGAAACCGUUAUACUUGAAUUCAGGUCAGUUUCAGUAUUUUUCAAAUAUUUUUUUAAAAUGAAUUGCAAUUGUGCCAAGCAAAGAUAAUGAAUUGAAUUAAGUUUGUUUAACAAAGAAAAAGAAAAAAAAGAAUCACUUCUUGUAUAUUUUGCUGCAUGUCAAGUGAAUCAUUUCGUAUUUGGAAUGUGCCAAGCUUUACCUUUGAACUUUUAAGUGCUUUUCUACGUGUGGUUGGGGAAAGGGGUACUAUUUUUUUUUUCCUUUUUUAAUUUGUACAAUGAACAAAGUGUACCUGGUGUAAGUAACUAUUCUGCAAUCCACUGACAGGUUGAACGUUACUGAUUUUGCAUAUCUUGUGUUCAUUUUCCUUCUUCCUCACCCCCUUUUAACAUGCACGAUGACUUUAUUGGUAGAGAAUCUUUCUUCCCUGGACUGGGACAUUUUAUUCAGGCUUUAUUUUCUUUCCUUUUGCUCAAUUUCUGUAAAGGUCUCAUCCCGCUCAAGGGUGGCAAGACCCCCAAGCCCAUUUGGCAGAUCCAUCCUACAUAGUCAGCUGGCACCAGCAAUUCAAGGAGCAAGGGGGGGGGAAAUCUGCUUUCAAAAUUAUUUAAUUAGAUAGCUGACCCUGCUCAAUUAUAGCAGGGUGCUCAGAUAAGAAAUGCAAGAAUCAGAAUAGUUAGCAAAGUAAAGUUGUCUAACUCUGUCCUGAACUGAAAGCAGAGGGUAAGCGAGGGAGAGAGCUCUGGAUCUUUAUUAGGAGAAUUGCUGAGACUGGUCAAGAUGCAGAUGCUGAGUCACUUUUGUGUGUUCCUAUGCAUAGUCUCAGUCCUCUUCCCAUACUUCAGUGGAUGGGUCAGAUUCUAAGUCACAAAACAUCUGACAGCACAGUGUGUCCCAGCCAGAUUUCCUGACUAGUGAGUAUGAAACUGUCUUUUCUCGCAUUGAUACUCAGCCCUAACCCAUGAGAGAGGCUGAAAAAAAACAGGCAUGUAUUGUUAGAUUUUUUGCAACUGAUUUUUGUCCAGACUACUGCUGUUUUUUCUCCCUUCUCAAGAUGGUUCACAAAUUUGCAGAUCAGUGCUGAGUUAGGCGGUGUGAUCUGACUCAGAGCUAAACUUCCAUUCAAAUCUUGAGCUUCUGCAGAUGUCCGAGAACACCAUUUAUUGCAUACGUUGAUUACAUUAUUUUUGUAAUGCUCUUGUUUUUCUUCUUGAUUCUCUGGGGCAUAAAGGAGAAAUACCAAAGGGUGUUUUUGACAAUGCACUUUUUGAACUGGCCAGUAUCAGCUUAAGAAACCUUCAGAAAAACCCCAAGUAUGUUUAAACUAGAGAAAUACAAAUCCAUUUUUACAACCAUCUGUCAUCAAAGUCGUAAUUCAAGACUUCCCCGGAGAAAGUAACCAGCUGAUGUCGGUCAGUCUCACUUUUUCCAUCCCUUGUGCCCGUAUCAAGAUGGGCACACAAGUGUGUCUCCCUUUGAGUUUGUUGCUGCUAGUGCUGAUAUGCUCCAAAGGUACUUGAAAGAAAAGAAUGCUGUGCCUGGCAGUGUAAGGGCUCCCUGUCUCAUUUUCUUCCACUAGAAAGUCCAUCUGACUCUCCCAGUCGGAGACAGAAGGUCUUCUCUGCUCCUGACAAACAGAACACUUAUCUAAAUUAGUGGUGACAAAGGGCAUUUUGGAUGCUUGGCAGCCUGUGUCAUCUUUGAGGACUUUUUUUGAUGGGAAGGAAAACGGCGGAAAGGAUUACGCCUCACACAUUCCUGGUGAAAGCUGCGACUCCCUCAAGGGUCAGAGCCUACAGUGCCCAGGGGAAACUCUGCUCUGUCCUAGGUCCUGCAGAGUGGAAAAUGUAUGGCUAGCAGAGAAUGCAGAUGGCUUUUGCAGUUUGAGGUGUUAAAUUUAGUAAUUGCUGGUGCCAGCUGUGCAAAUUUCUCUUUCUGGGGAGGGCGGCAUUUUUAUUUAUUUUUUUUUCAUUUGAGGUACUUCCAAUGUGCACAUUGUGACAGGCCUGAGCAAAGAGCUACUGCCUCCUUCAAGCGAGGCAGAGUCUGGGGGACAGUGGGAAGGAGGGGGCAGGUUUAGUUCCUGGAGUGUUUUCCUGCAUAUGGGAGUAGAUGGUGGGUAUGUACAAUCACUGUGCUGUGGGUGGAAGCUUUGAAGGAACCAAUGGCUGAGGAAUGACAUGGAAGGAAAGGAAAGAAAGGGGAAAAGAAAACAAAUCUGCUGUUUGCCUGAGCCUCUCUGACUUGCAAGAGUACACUGCAGACUAAAGACAUUUCUUCUAAAACAACAAACCUCCUCCCUGUAUCACUCCUGCUCAUUAGUCCAGACAGUUCUGGGCCAGCCACACCAGGUGCAUUUCUUUUUUUCUUCCUUAUUUCUGUGUGGCUGACUUGAUGGGAAAGAAAGUGGAACUCACGAUCCAGAGCUGGAGUUUCAAUACCCACAGACCUUUUGUGCAUCAUCUGCCUCUUCAGCUGGACAUGUGGACGAUGAUGGUGUAGAUGCUGCUGCUACUGCAGGGGUCCCGCCUGGUUUAUUACCCUGCCCACCACACCCCAGCACGGAGGGACAGCCAGAGAGGCGCCAUGUACAGAAUCGCAUCUAUUUCUGCUUUGUUUUCUGACUCAGAACCCUGCCCCGAUGACUACGACAACAAUGACAACAACAACAACAACAAAGAAAGGGCAAAUGCAUUUUUUACAUUUCUUGAUAAUUUCCAAAGCAAUGUAUCAUUGCUUUCUUUAGACUGACGCCAAUAUAACAGUUGUAUGGGUCUCA
This is a messenger RNA of Manacus vitellinus (golden-collared manakin), 11325 nucleotides long. It is a transcript of the gene CACNA1C, whose product is annotated as calcium voltage-gated channel subunit alpha1 C. The record is from RefSeq and is a predicted model, not a curated record. The transcript has 49 exons. Gene Ontology annotation, cellular component: voltage-gated calcium channel complex; membrane. Bases 402 to 6956 code for a protein of 2184 amino acids. Gene Ontology annotation, biological process: calcium ion import across plasma membrane. Gene Ontology annotation, molecular function: high voltage-gated calcium channel activity. Lineage: Eukaryota; Metazoa; Chordata; Aves; Passeriformes; Pipridae.